UGAUCAGUGUGUCGGUGGAGAAAGAACCUGCUGCUGCUGCUGGAAGUUUCCACAGAAAUGACUGAGUGUGACCUUUUCCUGGGGACACGGAUCAGCUGAUGACUCCAACACCGGCUGCCAUUUUCAGGUCAUCUGGAUAAACUUGUGAGAGAGUGAGUGUGUGAGUGAGCGAGUGAGUGUGAGAGUGUGAGUGUGUGUGUGUUGUGUGAAGAGAAGCCGCUCUGUGGGAUGGGGGAAGCGCUUUGUCCUGAGCUGUGAUCAUGAUGACUGAUGGAUGCUGCAGAGGGAUGGAGAGAGGCCGGGGGAAGGCGGCAGCUGAGCCGCUGCACAGAGCCGCGUACCCGCCGCCUCCUCCUCCGCCGCCGCCGCCGCAGCAGCAGCAGCAGCAGUAUGUGCAGAGUGCGGUAGCAGCAGCGGCAGCCGCGCAGCAGCAGCAGCAGCAGGGCACAGACAUCCAGGAGCUGGCCUCCAAGCGCGUCGACAUCCAGAAGAAACGCUUCUACCUGGACGUGAAGCAGAGCGUCCGCGGCCGCUUCCUGAAGAUCGCGGAGGUGUGGAUCGGCCGAGGCCGCCACGACAACAUCAGGAAGAGCAAGCUGACGCUGUCCAUGGCAAUGGCGCCCGCGCUGCGCUACUGCCUGGGAGACUUUAUAGAUUAUUACGCCCGAAUCGGGCUGCGCGGCGGUUUGGCGCCGCAGCCCGAGGACCACAGCGGCAACGGCCAGGGCCGCGCGCACCGGAGAGCGCAGGAGCAGCAGAGCGCCGCCGCCGCGCUGUCGCCCACCGGCUCUGCCGCGUCCGACGACCACGCGCACCGCGUUCUCAAGAGCGAGUUCAUCGAGCGCGACAACAGAAAGUACUUCCUGGACCUGAAGGAGAACCAGCGCGGCCGCUUUCUGCGCAUCCGGCAGACCGUCAGCAAGGGCCACGGAACCAUGGGCUACUAUGGUCAGGGCAUCGAGCAGACCAUCGUGCUGCCCGCGCAGGGACUCAUCGAGUUCCGGGACGCGCUGUCGCAGCUCAUUGAGGACUACGGCGACGACGACGGCGACGAGCGCGGCCGAACCGGGUCUCGGAACCACGGCUGCGACAGCGAGAGCCCCGAGCUCCCCGAAGCUGCGUCCUUCCGCGUGGACAACAAGAGGUUCUACUUCGACGUGGGCUCCAACCGAUACGGUGUCUUCCUGAAGAUCAGCGAAGUGCGGCAGCCGUACAGGAACACCAUCACCGUGCCGCUGAAGGCCUGGGCCCGGUUCGGGGAGAACUUCAUCAGGUACGAGGAGGAGAUGCGGCGGAUUUUCACGUGUCACAAAGAGAAGAGGACAGACGCGCAGCGGGACAGCGACGAGCAAGAGGACUGACAAGGACAUGGAAGUCCCGCCAUGUCUCUGUCCCAGUGACCACCAAGGGCUGGUAACGACUGACCCUAACCUGCCAAGAACCCAUUCAUUCAUUCAUCCAUCCAUCCAUCCAUUCAUUCAUACAUCCAGUCGUCUCAGUGCUUUUUACUGCACUUUAGCCUCUUGACCAGGGCCAGUCCAAGAAUAUUUAGGGGCCCCUGAACAACCACCAAUGAAAUAUGAUCUGUUUAAACCUUUUUCACACUUUAUGAUUGAUAGAUAUUAUGAUAACAGACAAGCUCUUAUCACCGUCUGAUUGGCACACGGUUGGCUGUCGUUAAUCACAAAAUAUUCCAAAACAGAGUUUGCAGAUCAGAGGCCGGGGACGGGGUCUUAAUGGUCACUUGGCCAGGGUCAGUCCAAGUGUAAGAUGGUAUUAAGAUAUGUUUGUUUUUUUACCAAUGACUUUGUUAAGUCAGGGCUAAAUAUGUCGCUAAUGCUGACACCUGGUGCUGUCAUGGCCAACUGCAUAGCAAAAACGCUGACAACUCUGUGGUGUCUGCCGUUGUCUUUGAAGGUUCCGAGUCUUUUGGGUCAUCGUCAUAUUCACUGGUUUGUUGUAGACAAGUGGACUUGCUCAAGACGACGUUCAAACUUGUGUCUCCACGUUGACACCCUAAAAAACACCUAAAAUGUCCCCACUUUUUCAAAAUGUCCUGAGUCAACUGGGUUUAGACUAAGGUAAUAUAUAAGUACACACACACACACAAACUUUUACUUUUGUGUCAACUCUUAAAGACGCCUUUUAGAAAGUGAGGACCACCUCUAAAUGUCCCCACUUUUUAAAAUGUCCUCAAUCUACUAGGAUUAUACUAAGGUCCCCACAAAGGUAUAACGACGUUCCACCUCUGGUCCAAGUUCUUGAGAACUUCAGAAACCUCUUAAAUGAGAGGUGGAACGUCCUCAAGUUAACUCAAUAUGUCUGGUAAAAGAUGUUGACCCUGGAAGUCGUAAAGUGUGAUCUUGGAUUUAAACUCCUCGGACGCAAAAACCCUGGACAAUGUCUGGACAUUUUGGAUCUGGACAUUCUCCAGAGUGUUUCUCCCUUCACAGCAGGAGAUUCAUUUAUCUGGGUCAGGUGCUCAGCUUUUGAUGAUAAGUGAGUUUGAAUGGUAAUAGUGGGAUUUUAGGAACGUGGUUGAUAAAAGGGAGACCACUUUAAUAAACUUUCCUUAUAGCAAAAAAGUAAAAAAACAACCCUGUCAGUCAUCAGUGACAGUAAAAGAUGAACCAAUAACACUUUACUUUCUAUGAAAAGUACAAAUUAUGAAAUUGUAUAGAAAGGAAAUGACAAAGUUUUAUUAAUAUUUAUAUUUUAAAAGCAAGAAAGGAAACAAAUGAACAGGAGAACUUGCAGUGUGCAAAUCACUUGUUUACCUCCUGCUCCCCCUGCUGGCCAACAAGCUCAAAGCAGGAGACGUGACGUGUUGCCUGCAGUUCGCACCGGACAGAAAAGGUAGCUAAGCUACGAGGAGCAAGAUUUGCUCCAGCGAGAGGUGGCAGUGUCAGGACUGGAGACACUGGUGUGACAGGCACAUGCCACCAGGGGUGGCAUUAAGUAGGAAAUAAUAGAGACAUCAUGCAUUUGAUUGUUCUUUUCCAUUUUGUGGACCUGUGCCACGGUGGUCCAACUGUGGCAGUUCAACAUCAUCUUAUGAUACAGUUGCUACACACAACAUUUACAAUCUUGUACUUCUAUCUUGACCCUCAAACAGUUCUGUGAAAAGUGGGCUACAUAUUAAGGUCCCUGCGAAGAGUACACAUACAAACUCGUGCCUCCAUUUUAACAACCUAAAAACCACCUAAAAUGUCCCCACUUUUUCAAAAUGUCCUUAAUAAACUGGGUUUAGAUUAAGGUCCCCACAGAGGUAUAAGUACCAGUACACACACAAGCGUUUACUUUUGUGUCAACCCUUAAACGGGGCCUCUUUGAAAUGGAGGACCACCUAAAAUGUCCCUACUUUUUUUAAAAUGUCCUCAAAAAACUGGGUUUAGACUAAGGUCCAUAAAAAGGUAUAAGUACCAGUGAAACUGUCCUCACACCUUGGGGUGUGUGUCACGGUCCCCAUAAAGAGAGAAGAACAAGUACACACAAACUAUAGGAAUAGGCUUUUAAAUCAGUAGUUUUGUCAAAGAUGAAUGAAAGCUUUCGCAUUAAUGUUUAUCGACACAAGUUUCCCUCUCCAGUGCAGUGUAGAGCAGGUAGUGCGCCCCCUGCUGUGUGUGAAAUGUAAUAGCGUGCUUUGUGAUUUCACCUGAAGGAGAAGCAGGACAUGCAGAUAAACUUCCGGUUUUAACCAAAAAUCUGAAAGAAUUUAUGAGCCAGUGCAAUCAAUAUCCUUUAUCUUUUAGUUCCCCCCCCAAACAUAGGAAUGAUUAACAUUGAAUCUGAAACAUCUGACUGGUUGCUUUGAAGCCUCAAACAUAUAAAAAAAAAAAUUGGACCCCGAAGACUUUUCCUUUAAUCACAAAAAGACAAGAGUAGAGAGACAGGGAGGACGGUGGCUGCUGCCGUACACACAGAGACCUCAUUGUUCUGAAAGUUAACUGUGUUUGCUGUAGAUAAUGGAGAUUUCAGGCUCGCAGCCCACAUUUAUUCACCGAUUUAGCCAAAGUAAAAGCAUUUUCCAUGCGUUCUGUGGUGGACACGACGACGUGCAGCAGCAGCUGCGGUGGUGAUAGUGGUGGUCGUCUUUAUUAAUUCUCUGCACUGGUACAGAUUCCACGUAGACAGAAAACAAAUGCUCCAGGUGGCAGCUGAUGGGUAUGGUGCAACUGAAGCACAUCCAUCAUAAACAACACGGCGUCGAGGACAGUGACGGUAAAUAAAGACAGCUGACACGUCUCUACUUUCUCACUUGGCACAAAAAUGAAGACCCUGGGGCAGCCAUUUUGUUGUUAGAUGACAUUAUUUGGAGUCUGUGCAGAAGUGAUCAUAGAGUGGAGUCGAGGUAUUAGUCGGCUUUAGCUGUCAGUCGCGACGUCUCAGUAGGGCUUUGGCGAUAUGGAAAUGUUUUAAAAAUUUUAACGGACAAUUAAAACUAGCACUUGUUAAAGGGAGAAAAAUAUUUGAAAUCUACAUAACACCUAAUGUAUUUGCAUAAACAGUGUUUUAAUAUAAAUAGAUCCUUUGUUGAUAUUAAAAAAAAUGAUUGCGCCAUAUAUUGCUUGGAUUUAUGUUUUUAUAUCAUCAAUAACUAACUAAAACUAAAAUUGAUUAAAAAAAACCCACAUGUAAAUAAAGUUCAUCAGUGUGACAACAACUACCUAAAAUGACAGCAUUACUGUUACAGAAAGUUGUGAACCCUCGUGACUUAUUUAACUCAAUUAUUCAACUACAUUUUGAGAGACGGCGUUAGGAUCAAGGUUGUAAUAGGUUCGUAUUAUUCAUUAGUUUUAAUUAGUUUUUAGAGCAGUUUGCUUGUUUUUAUUUUUUGUAAAUGCUUAGUUUCAGCUUAGUUUUUAUUAGUUUUAGUGGAGUUUUUUGAGUAUUUGCCAGGUACAAGAUUCAAAAGGGCGAUAAUAAGUAUUGUGUCUCAAAUACAACCAAAUACGCAAAAUAAAUACACUUCAUAUGAACCCAAAAGAUAGACUGUUCACAGAUACAUAUAAAUAUAACCAAUUGGUUCACAGCUUUUAGUCUCACAGAGUUUUAUUCAAGCAACCAAUUAAAGUAAUAUUCAUGUUAUUGUCCACUUUUGAAUUUGAACAUGUUGGAAAAGUAGAACUUUACAGUGAACUACUAUAUUUAGUGCAGUUGAGAUGUAACUUUCAUAGUUUUUUCUUUCAUGGCAAAAAAAAACAACAACUUAUAAAAAAGUUCUAAAAGUUGUCUUAUGAAAAUCAGAGAUGAAAUAGUUGGAUUUUGAUGUCUUAAGGUGCGUGAAAAGCACACAACUGUUUGUGUUUGUUGUACUGGCAGGUGAAGGACCAGAGAUUUCUUGUUUUAUUUUCUUAUAUAGAUUUUUCAAAAAUGUAUAUAUAGUAAGAAGAUGUAUAAUUCAAAGCACAAAUUACUUUAAAAAAAUGAAUUGAUUUAGAAUAUUUAGUAAAUGAUCUGCACUGAUCAGAUUCAGCAUUGAUGGCUCCGAUAUUAAGAUGUGAUAUUUAUUCUUCUUCCUCAAAUCCCAAAUAUUCCCAGAUAAAGCACUUUAGAUAAAAUCUGCACUUCUGUUAUUUUUUUUUUUAAAUCAGUUGACAUAGACGGACCUUUCUGACCAUGCGACAAUUGUGGACCCACGUGUUAAGAAUUGUUAACUCACUAAGGGUUGACAGUUUUAUCUACAUUAGUGCAAAGGCAGUGAUAAAUAAUCACUGUCAGAUGUGUCGAUGCUCUAAAGUGUGUUUGAAUUCUCUUAUUUCUUUCCAUCCCGCUCACUGUCUAUAGAUUUCUUAAUAGAGGACUAUAUAUUGAGCUCAUGGGCUGAAUAAAACACACUUUUUAAAAAUACUGAGUUCCUUUAGUCUGCGCUAGUAAUCACACCAUUGUUAAGAAAUGUUAUAAAAAUUGAAUGUCACAAUUAUCCUGACCCAAGGAAUUGUGAUUGGCGACAUAACUGCGAAGAUUCAAGUAUAAAUAAGUUUUAAACUCUAAAUGUCUCUCAACAAAAGUUGGUAGGAUACAUUUUUGAUGUGAAAAAAUAGAAUCUUAUAAGAUUAUUAUGAAUGAUGACAAUAACUAGAAAGAUGCACACACCUACUGAUUCAAUCCUUUUUCUUAAGAAUGUCUGGAUACGUUUACUUUUUUUUUACAAUUAAUGACAAAUGAUCCAUUUCUUUCCUGGUAAUUUCCACAGUAAAUGAUUCUGCAAUUGUUAGACCUGUGAAAUAAACUAUUAUAGAUUAUUUGCAUGACUCAUGUGAAUGGAAACUGGACAGUUACAGUAUACGGAGAGUACACUUUCAAUCUAAUUCUCUCUCUCUCUCUCCGUGGACUUUGAUGGUGGUUUUAAAAAACUGUGGCCGCCUCCCAGAGAAAGAGCAGCAGCUGUGGUCACAAUGAUUUUAGAUACUGGGAUCAAAUUGGUGACUGAUGACUCGGUUAGGCUGAUCAAUCAGGCCCAGACAUGACACUUUAAAAUGGUGGUUGUAUGAGGUACUGACAUUAUAAUCAGAGCUGUGAGCUCUUUUCUCAGAGUGAAAACACUGCUGCCAGCAGGAACAAUUGGAUUAAGCGGUUUAAGCUGCUUAACCAAAGGCUCACCUGAGGAAAUUUACUUCAACUGACGUCUACAACAUCCUACCUGUGCCAUUUCCAGAUAGAAAAAGGCUAAAGGUUGUAGACUUAAGAUGGCAUACAUUUGAUUUGAAUUAUGUGUUUUGAUAAAUGGCUAAAACUCCUUGGAAUCCUUGCUGGCAGCUUUCGCACAGUUCACGGCUCUCAAACCAAUUUUUUAACCAGCUGGUGUGUUCACAUCAAAUGUAAAUAGAUUCAGAACCUAAAAAAGGAACCAAAAAACACUUGGUUUGACCUUGUGAACUGUUACUGUACAUCAUCAGUGGACGUGUCAAUAUAAGCCGAAGGAAGAUCUAUCCUUCCAAAAAUGGCAAAGGAAAGAAAGAAACAAUAAUUAUUGGGUGGUACGUCCCUUGAAUUCUAUCUCACAGAAGCUCAACGUGACCUGCCGUGUUGCCACUAUCGUGUUUUUAAGGGUCACUAAACGCCUGCCAUUGACGACGAAGGGCAGUGCAACUUUGGUUCUGCUUAACUGUGUGAACACAUGCUGGUUUCCUGAGGUUCUCAAUGGAUCUUGUGUCCAAUUGGGAACCAUGCUAGUGCUAAAAGGCUUGUUUUUUUUGGCGCAGGUGGUUGUAUCUCAUACACAUCCAUCUACACACUGUUUACUUUUAAAACUCACAUCACAGCCAAGGCUGAGCUGAAUCACUGGAGUAUGAAAGCACAACAAGAAGCAGUGUAUUCAGCCAAAGAUUGACCACAGUUGCUCGUCCUUGUCCUUCAGGAAAAGUGCAAACGAACGGUAGUUGUAGUGAUUUUUCCGUGCUGUAGGGUUGUUCCUUUAAGGAGACAGACAUGUAGACUCACUGCUGACAUGAACACCCCCCCCCCCCCCCUCCCAAAAAAAUAAAUCAUAUUUCAAGAACACAGCCUAUAGAAAGCUACAGGAGGAAGGAGGGCUACAGGAUGUUGGACGUUGACGAACAACUUGAUGAACUCUUAACAAAGAUCUAAUGUUUCCAACCCUGACGCCUUAAAGCACCUUUACAGUGUGAAGGUGACUGUUGACUGCUUAUUUUGAUUCAUGUGCUUUAUUUUUAGCCGAGAUAAAUGACUGAAAAAUAACUUUCUGUAGGAUUUGUUGAUGUGGUCUCAUGUGCAAUGAACAUUUUUCGGAACAGCUUGAAGUAAAGAGUCGGGACUCACCUUGACAAUGUGUCCGUGUGUGUCUGUGCUUGUGCAGAGUGAUGUGAAUGUAUGCAUAACGAAGAAGACGUUACGGUUUGUUGUUUUGUUUUUUGCCUUCUGAGUUCUGACGUGGGGGAAAUAUAAAGGUGUUUGUGUUGGGUAAUCAUUUAACAAAUGAACUGAAGUGAAUAAUGACAAUGUGAAAAAGGUGUAUAUUUAAAUAAAUGUAAUGUAAUACAUUGGUGUGUCCUAUAGUCCUGUAGAGUUAAGAUUUAAAAAAAAAACAAAAAACAAGGAAGUUUUGUACUCUAGCACUUUCUUCAGUGUGUACUGUAUUAGUUCAUCUUCUACAUGUAAAGUACUGUAUGAAUAUUCAUUACUUGCCUUGUAACGUUUGAAACGAUGCUACAUUUAGAAAUGGUAACCAAGAAAAACUGUUUUUAGAGUGUAUGCAUGCUAAUGGUUGGGUCCCAGUACAAUAGGAAACUAUAUGAAAAAAUGGUGCUAUGUUACAUUAUAUAAAGGUGCUUUUGUGGACCCCAGCUGAAUGCAUGCAAAGAGGAACUAUCAAAAGUAUGGGAAAAAAAAAUAAAUAAGAGACAAUUGAUGUCUGACAGCUGUUCUCAAAUAGUGCUGCUUCCCAAAGAUGUCGGAAAUUUGGAAAAUUCCAACUUUCUACUUGUUAAAAUGCGACAGCCCUUCAAGUUUCCGACGUGUAAAAUCUGCUAAAGAGAGUUGGGAAGUGGCAUUUUGAUUCCUGUGGAGAAAGUUGAAGCGUUGUUCAUGUUCUUCCCUGUUUAUUUUCUGAACUACAUCACCGGGAACACUUGGAGGUUGUUAUUGCAAUGUUGUCAGCUUUGAAAUUUCUAAACUAAAGACAAGAAGUGGAGUGCACAGUAGUUUGCAUAUAUACCUUACCUGAUCACAAAUGGUGAAGUCUAACUGUAAAUAUCAGCCGUAGCCUCCCCAGACUAAAGAAAUUAAUACGAUAAAGGGAAACGUGAAAGCCACCGUUUCUCAAACUAAAGAAGCAAUCGGCCAUGAGGUGGUUUUUUAUUUUUAAGGAAAUAAAAUAAAAAAUGUUUAUUUACAGUUACACUGCCUUUGUGACAAAAGGUCUAAAAGAUCUGUAGACAAUCUAAUGACAUCAUUUUGUACUCAUUUCUUCAAAUGUUUAUGUGUUGGGAUAAUUUCUCACGUAGCAAACGGCUAACAUCAGUGUCGUCUUUGAGAGGUCAGUUGUUUGGAAAACUUGUGAUGGUUGUUGCUGAAAAAGAAUUUGGAAAAAUGAAAAACUAUUGUAUGUUUAUUGGCUGUACUGGUCAUCUUUCUUUUUAUGUUUUUCAUUAAAUGUUUUACAGAAUUA
Solea solea (common sole) is the source of this 9130-nucleotide messenger RNA. It is a transcript of the gene purg, whose product is annotated as purine-rich element binding protein G. NCBI's taxonomy places the organism in Eukaryota, Metazoa, Chordata, Actinopteri, Pleuronectiformes, Soleidae. Bases 261 to 1361 code for a protein of 366 amino acids. Gene Ontology annotation, biological process: regulation of transcription by RNA polymerase II. Gene Ontology annotation, cellular component: nucleus. Gene Ontology annotation, molecular function: RNA polymerase II transcription regulatory region sequence-specific DNA binding; DNA-binding transcription factor activity, RNA polymerase II-specific; purine-rich negative regulatory element binding. The transcript has a single exon. The record is from RefSeq and is a predicted model, not a curated record.